Micropterus salmoides (largemouth bass) is the source of this 977-nucleotide messenger RNA. Its product is annotated as amidophosphoribosyltransferase-like. The record is from RefSeq and is a predicted model, not a curated record. The transcript has 7 exons. Gene Ontology annotation, molecular function: amidophosphoribosyltransferase activity. NCBI's taxonomy places the organism in Eukaryota, Metazoa, Chordata, Actinopteri, Centrarchiformes, Centrarchidae. The coding region runs from base 33 to 977 and encodes 314 amino acids. Gene Ontology annotation, biological process: purine nucleotide biosynthetic process.
GUUACCGGAGGACCGGGACAGACUGCGGAGAGAUGGAGUUUGAGGAGUCCGGUAUCGGGGAGGAGUGCGGGGUUUUCGGGUGUGUGGCUGCCGGAGAGUGGCCCACGCAGCUGGAGGUGGCGCAGGUCUUGAGUCUGGGACUUGUGGCGUUGCAGCACAGGGGUCAGGAAAGUGCCGGGAUUGUCACAAGUAAUGGAGCCAGUCCGCCCACAUACACAGCCCACAAGGGAAUGGGAUUAGUGAACACUGCUUUCCCAGCCGAGGCUCUUCUGAAGCUGCGCUAUGGUAACCUCGGUAUUUGUCACACACGCUAUUCAACUACUGGGAACUCUGAGUUGCAGAACUGCCAGCCCUUUGUGGUGGAUACACUGCAUGGCAAGAUUGCUGUAGCACACAAUGGAGAGCUGGUUAAUGCUCAUGCCCUGCGGAAAAAGGUAAUGCGCCAUGGUGUAGGCCUCUCCACCAGCUCAGACAGCGAGCUCAUCACCCAACUGCUGGCAUUUACUCCACCUAUGGAGGAGCUGGAUGCACCAGACUGGGUUGCCAGAAUAAAAAAUCUGAUGACUGAGACCCCUACAUCAUACUCAUUGUUGGUGAUGUUCAAAGAUGUUAUCUAUGCGGUGCGUGAUCCAUACGGAAAUCGUCCCCUCUGCAUAGGGCGGCUUGUUCCAAUCUCUAAACUGCACAGUUCAGGAGCUGGAGAGGAGGACACCGAGGGGUGGGUUGUGUCAUCAGAGUCCUGCAGUUUCCAGUCAAUUGGUGCCAGGUAUUACAGAGAGGUCUUACCAGGAGAGAUAGUCCAGAUAUCCAAGCACGGGGUCAAGUCUCUAAGUGUUGUCCCUCGCCCUGAGGGAGACCUCCCAGCCUUCUGCAUAUUUGAAUAUGUUUACUUUGCCAGACCAGACUCAAUUUUUGAAGGUUUGAAUAUUUAUUCUGGGUCAUCGUUUUACACCACUCUGUUCUUAACUGUUCCCUGA